Messenger RNA from Erythranthe guttata (spotted monkey flower), 3213 nucleotides. Its product is annotated as TPR repeat-containing thioredoxin TTL1. Gene Ontology annotation, molecular function: protein binding. Gene Ontology annotation, cellular component: cytoplasm. NCBI's taxonomy places the organism in Eukaryota, Viridiplantae, Streptophyta, Magnoliopsida, Lamiales, Phrymaceae. The record is from RefSeq and is a predicted model, not a curated record.
AUAGAGAGAGAGAGAGAGAGAGAGAGAGAGAGAGAGAGGAAUAGAAAUACUAGUACCUGUUUUUGUGUGUCUCGUGAAGCAGCUGUUGAGGUGAGAGAAAGUAACAUACAGAGAGAAACAAGAGAGAGAAAGUAGAGAGAGAGAGAGAGGAUUGAUUGGAGUGGAGGGAUGGCAAAUGAAAAGCUGUAGCUUUUCUUUUUACUAUCGUCUCCUCCAUUAACCAACCAUAUUUACUUUCUCUCUCUAGCUAGACAAGAGAGAAAACCAGUUCGUAGUAGUAGUAGUAACUAGUAACUCUCUCUCUCUCUAACAAUUCACAUUCAUUCAUUCAUUCUUUGGUUUGGUUCGGCCCUUUUCUUUUCAAAUCACGAGAUCCCCAUCUCCCCUUCUCUAUCUCUUCAUUUCAACCCCUUCUCCGUCGAUUUGUAUCCCCUCUUAUUAUUAUUUUUUUUAUUUUUAUUUCUCAUUGUUUACAUUACUGUAAUGCUUACAUACUACUGGUUAUAUACAUAGACACAUUUAUAUUUUAUACUAGAGAGAGAAACAGAGGUCUGUGUUGAAAAUGUCGUUGCAUACUGGGAAAAUCAUGGCGGAAGCACGGGCGGAAGCGCUGUCGGAUCGGCUGCGGAACACGUUAACCCACGUCGGAGCUAACGUCGACAAGCCGGACUUCAGGGAGCUCGAUCUGGGCUCGCCCGUCUCGCCGCUCCGUCCACGAACCGGCGGCGGGCUCUCUGCCUCCGCCUCCGCCUCCGCCGCCACCACCAGUAGCAGUUCCAGUUCAUCGGGAUCUGCGACGGGCCGUACGUCGGGCGGGCCCAGCCCGCACAUCCCGAGGAAGUCCGAUUCGGGCAGCCCGAACCACUCGGGGGAGCUCUACGUCAAGAGCUCCCCCACCACGCCCCGCAACUUCAAACCGGGUCACACCCGGUCGCGCUCGUGCGGGUCACACCAUCUGAUUUUCUCCGGUUCUUCCGGAUCCGUCACCUCUCCCGCCGCCAACGUUGUCCCCACCGGAAACAUCUGCCCCUCCGGCCGGGUUCUUAAAGCCGGCAUGACUCCCCGGUCAACCAAGCCCGACAUUCUCGGUUCCGGCUCGGGCAACUACGGCCACGGCAGCAUAAUGCGCGGCGGUCUGCUACCCAAAUCCAGUUCCGACAGUGGCCCCACAAAUUACUCCAGAAUCGAACCGAAGAAGAAGAUGGAAAUGUGCAGCAGCAAUGAUCCAGAAGAAUUGAAGAGAAUGGGGAACGAUAAUUACAAGAACGGCCAUUUCGCGGAGGCUUUGACCCUUUACGAGAAGGCCAUCGCGAUUUCGCCGAGCAAUGCCGCCUACCAUUUCAAUCGAGCGGCGGCACUAAUGGGGCUGCGGCGGCUGUUUGAAGCGGUGCGAGAAUGCGAGGAGGCUAUUAGGUUAGAUCCGGGUUAUGUGAGGGCGCACCAUCGAUUGGGAUCUUUGUUUCUUAGUUUAGGGCAGGUUGAAAAUGCGAGGAAGCACGUUUAUCUCUCGGGGCAUCAACCAGAUCCCGUAGAGAUGGAAAAAUUGCAUUCGUUGGAAAAGCAUCUUAACAAUUGCACCGAUUCCCGAAACAUCGGUGAUUGGAAAAGCACGUUAAGGGAAGUCGAUUCCGCCAUUGCAUCUUGUGCCGAUGCUUCGCCUCAGCUAUUUGCAUGUAGAGCAGAAGCUCAUUUGAAUCUACACCAACUAGACGAUGCUUUGUUGGCUAUGUCACGUGUAUCGAAAUCCGAGGCAUCUAUAGUAAGCUCAACUAAUCCGCCGGCAAAGAUUUUUGGGAUGUUGUGUGAAGCGUAUUUGUUUUUCGUUAGAACUCAGGUUGAGUUGUCUAGAGGAAGAUUCGAGGGUGCUCUAACAGCUGUGGAAAAAGCCGGACACAUAGACCCCCACAACAUCGAAAUAUCAAAUCUAAUAAACAAUGUGAAAUUAGUGUGUCGAGCACGUGCUCGUGGAAAUGACUUGUUCAAAUCGGAAAGAUUCACCGAGGCUUGCUCAGCUUACGGCGAAGGCCUACGGCUUUAUCCUUCGAACUCAGUUCUUUAUUGCAAUAGAGCAGCUUGUUGGUUCAAGCUCGGCCAGUGGGCCCGCUCGGUCGAUGAUUGCAACCAAGCCCUCCGUUUUCAGCCUAGUUACAUCAAAGCCCUUCUCAGAAGGGCUUCUUCAAACACCAAGCUCGAGCGAUGGAGCGAAGCUGUGAGAGAUUACGAGGUUUUGAGAAGGGAACUACCGAAUGAUAAUGAAGUCGCUGAGUCACUGUUCCACGCGCAAGUUGCGCUGAAAAAAUCGCGUGGAGAAGAUGUAUCUAAUAUGAAAUUCGGUGGCGAAGUGGAGUCUAUUUCUGGAAUCGACCAGUUCAAAUCUGCAAUUUCUUCGUCUGGUGCAACUGUUGUCCAUUUCGAAUCGUGUUCCAAUGUACAAUGCAAACAAAUAUCUCCGUUUUUGGAUACAUUAUGCACCCGAUAUCCAUCCAUUAGUUUUCUCAAGGUUGAUAUUGAAGAAAGUCCGGCAAUUGCUCAAGCGGAGAAUGUUAGAAUAGUGCCGACAUUCAAGAUAUACAGAAAGGGCAUCCGAGUGAAAGAAAUCGUUUGCCCGAGUCACGAGGUUCUUGAGUCCACGGUGAGGCAUUACAGUAUUUAACAAAAAUCAUGCAAAUGCAAAACGGAAUUCGAACAAGGGAUUAUUAUUAGUACGGCGAUCUCUUAUUGGAUAAUAAUCUCGUUAGGAAAAAAAACACACACACACACCACACCCCAAAAUGCCGAUGGAAUUUCAAGAAACAAUAUUAGCUUAAUUCCCUUUUGCUCGUUUUAUUCAUUCGUUCAUUCAUAUGGUGGAAUUCGAACACAUCUCUCGUUGUAUUUUUUUUCCUUCGUCGACUUUAAAUCGAUUUUAAACCUAUUAGGGUUUGGGGUUUGGGGUGGGGGUGGGGGUGGGGGUGGGGGUGGGGGUGCACUUGUACAUGCAUGUAUUGUUGUAUGAUGAUAUAUACACACAGCAUUGGAAGCCAAUUGAAGGAAGAUGAUCAAUAAUUAUUAUUUUUUCUCAUUUAUUAUUUAUUUUUGUAAUUCAUGUUAUUUUAUUUUAUUUAUAAUGUAAUGAUUCUUUGGAGAUAUAUGUUGACAUUUGUUCCUCCAUGUAUUUGUACAAGACAUGUCUUUUUCUUACAUUGGAUUAUUGGAAUAUAAAUUGUGUUCAUA